AUGUCGCCGGUUCAUUGUGAAAACUCAACGUAUCCGGCCAUGAGAGGAGUCAAUGUUAUCGUGCUGCUGAGCACGCUCUCAACUUCUAUCCUCGCAACAGAGCCAACCCGGCCUCGAGGUGUAGCCCCUAAAUUUGCAAAAUUUUACCAGUCUGUGGACUCGUUUUCCUGUGUCUUAAACCCGGAAAUCAAGCUUUCGCUUUCCCAGGUCAACGAUGACUACUGCGAUUGUCCAGAUGGCACAGAUGAGCCUGGCACCGCGGCCUGCUCUUACAUCUCUCCUCUAUCACCCUCACAACCAGCCCCGGCCAACGCACACGUUUUUUUCGCGCUUGCUGGCUUUUACUGCUACAACAAAGGGCACAUCGCAAGCUACAUACCCCACAUACAUGUCAAUGAUGGGGUCUGCGACUACGAGCUCUGCUGCGAUGGUACCGAUGAGAACGCCGGUGUUGGAGGUGUUAAGUGCGAGGACAAGUGCAAGGAAAUUGGAGAGGAGUGGAGGAAAGCUGAUGAGAUACGGUCGAAGAGUGCGAAAGCGGCAGCGAAGGAGAGGAUCAACCUCGUGAACGAGGCGCAAGCACUAAGAGCUGGUGUAGAAAUUAGUAUUAGAAAUUUGGAGGCUGAGGUUACGGUUUUGGAGCAGAAGGCGGAAGAAUUGAAGAAGAAGUACGAGGAAGUUGAGAGGAAGGAGAGGGGCCGGAUGGUUACUUCAACUGGGAAGGGCAGCAAGGUCACUGUUCUGGCUGGAUUGGCAAAGGCGAGGGUCAACGAACUGAGAGAGGCCCUCAUCAACGUCGUGGACAAGAGGGACAAGAUGAAGGAGAGACUUGAGGAGCUGGAGAAGAUCAUGGCUACCUUCAAGGAGGAGUAUAAUCCCAAUUUCAAUGAUGAGGGUGUUAAGAGGGCUGUGCAUGCCUGGGAGGACUAUGCUGCUCAGAAGCUUAUCUCGAGAGAAGAGGCCGAGUCUGCGGAAGACAGAGACUUUGCUGAGAUCAUGAAGGAGGACUCUGAGAGCGAAGGAAUCAACUGGGCCGAGUGGGAGACCGAGGAGGAGAGCGAUGUCGAAGCUCUCUACAAGUUCGAAGAAUAUCUCCCUGAACCAAUUCGCGAAUGGGUACACCAAAGGAUUAUUGACGUCCGCAUCAUGCUUAUCGAGAACGGAAUUCUAGCCGAUCAUGCCAAUUCAGGGUCUGAAUCCAAAACUGUUUCUGACGCACGCUCUGCCCUCCAAGCUGUCAGCGAUGAGGUCUCGACAAAGUCUUCCAAAGUAGGUGAGCUUCGCAGAGAUCUAGAGAAAGACUACGGCGCAGACGAUAUUUUCCGCGCUCUCAAGGACAAGUGCAUCUCCAAAGACUCAGGCGAAUAUGAAUAUGAGCUCUGCUGGAUGGGUAAUACCAAGCAGAAGAGCAAGAAGGGCGGCUCGCAUACGGGAAUGGGCAACUUUGUCAAAUUUGACAAGAUGGUCGUCAAUGAGGAGAUCAGUGCUGACGGCAAGGGUCUCGGAAGGGGGGAGAGGAUAGUGUUGAGUUAUGAGAAUGGGCAGAAUUGCUGGAACGGGCCCAACAGACAGACCACAGUUGUCUUGGCUUGUGCGGAGAAGGACGAGAUCUGGAAGGUGGUCGAGGAAGAGAAGUGCAUGUACAAGAUGGAGGUUGGAACACCAGCUGCUUGUGAAGCGACAGAGGAGAAGAAGCCGGAAGGCAAGAAAGAUGAGUUGUGA
Drepanopeziza brunnea f. sp. 'multigermtubi' MB_m1 is the source of this 1722-nucleotide messenger RNA. RefSeq lists its product as uncharacterized. Gene Ontology annotation, biological process: N-glycan processing. The record is from RefSeq and is a predicted model, not a curated record. Gene Ontology annotation, cellular component: glucosidase II complex. NCBI's taxonomy places the organism in Eukaryota, Fungi, Ascomycota, Leotiomycetes, Helotiales, Drepanopezizaceae.